CUCCAUCUCACCCAUUGACUCUUCCCAUUAUGAAGCUGCAAAAGCUGCUCAUCGGCGCAGCAGCGCUACUCGUGCCAUUUGUGGCGGCCGACGGCAGCGCCGGCGAAGAGGCCGAGACGUUCAAGUACGAGAGCGAUAUCUCGCGCCUCCGCUCGCUCGUGAUCCACUCGCUCUACUCGCACAAGGACGUGUUCCUGCGCGAGGUGAUUUCCAACGCCAACGACGCGCUCGAGAAGCUCCGCCUCACGUCCCUCACGGACCGGGACGUGCUCAGCGCCGGCGAGCCCAACAUCACCAUCACGGUCGACCUCGACGAGGGCGGCAAGACGGGCAAGCUGAUUAUCCGGGACACGGGCAUCGGCAUGAACAAGACCGAGCUCGCUCGUAACCUCGGCACUAUUGCGCGCUCGGGCACCAACGAGUUCUUGAAGCGCGCCGACGACGCCGGCGCCGUCGACUCCAACCUCAUCGGCCAGUUUGGCCUCGGCUUCUACUCUUGCUUCCUCGUCUCGCCUGUUGUCCGCGUCUCGUCCCUCCCGCCCGCGACCGCUGAGCACCCCGACCCGGUGCAGCACACUUUUGUGUCGACGGCGUCGGGCGACACGUUCGAGGUGUUUGCCGACCCGCGCGGUAACACGCUCGGCCGGGGUACGGAGAUCAUUCUCGACAUUGGAGACGAGGACGAGCAGUUCCUGUCGACCAACAACCUCAAGGCACUGAUUGACAAGCACUCGACCUUCUCGACCACGUUCCCGAUCUACAUCCGCGAGAAGAAGCCCCCGAAGGUGGCCGAGACCAAGGACGAGGACGAGGAGUUUGACGAUGCCGACACGCAGGACGACGACGAGGACGAGGACGAGUUCACCUUCGUUCGUGUCAACGACAAGGCGCCCAUCUGGAUGCGCGACCCCAAGUCCGUGUCCAAGGAGGACUACAUCGACUUCUACAAGGCCGUCGCCAAGGACCAGACGCAGGAGCCCCUCGGCUGGUCCCACUUCAAGGGCGACACGCAGUCGGGCGUCUCGUUCCGCUCCAUCAUGUACAUCCCGCCUGUGCUCGAGAAGGACUUUUGGUCCAAGAUCACCAGCGGCUUGAACAAUGUCCGCCUCAUGGUCAAGCGCGUGUUCAUCACCGAUGACCUCGGCGAGCAGUACAUGCCCCGCUGGCUCAGCUUCCUCAAGGUGACUGUUGACGCUGACGACCUUCCGCUCAACGUGUCCCGUGAGACGCUCCAGAACUCGCGCUUCCUCAAGCAGCUCCAGCGUAUCCUCGUGCGCAAGGCCAUCGACCUCUUCACCAAGCUUGCGGGCGACGACCCGGAGAAGUACAAGGAGGUCUCCAAGCUCUACGGCAACGCGCUCCGCAUCGGCAUGAUGGAGAGCCAGAAGGACAAGAUCAAGAUUGCCAAGCUCCUCCGGUUCGAGAGCACGCGCUCGCCGUUCACCUCGCUCGAGGAGUACGUCGAGAACCGCAAGGAGGGCCAGAAGCAGAUCUACUACAUUGCCGGCGUGGGCGAGACGACGCAGGCACUCUCGCGCUCGCCAUUCGUCGAGAAGCUCAAGGCGCGCGGGUACGAGAUCCUGCUGCUCAACCUCCCGUCCGACGAGCCCAUGAUGGGCGCCCUCAACAACUUUAUGGGCAUGCAGGCGCAGGACGUGUCCAAGAAGGGCCUCAAGUACGGCGACGAGGAGGAGGACGAGGCUGAGAAGAAGGAGCUCGCCGCGCAGAACAUUGCGUACAAGCCUCUCCUUGCCUGGCUCAAGAAGGAGCUCGAGGGCAAGGUCAGCGACGUCGUCCUGACCAACCGUCUCGUCACGUCGCCGUGCACGAUUGUUGUUGACUCGAUGGGCUGGUCGGCCAACAUGGCGCGCAUCAUGGCCUCGCAGGCCGAGGCUGAGAACGACCCCAUGUACCAGCUCAUGAAGAACCUGCCGCGCGUGCUCGAGAUCAACCCCAAGUCGCCGCUGAUCGAGGGCCUGCUCGAGCACGUCAUCGAGCUGCCAGAGGGCGACGACGAGCCGAGUGCACAGGAGCUCGAGAUCAAGCAGACCAUCUCGGUGCUGUUCGACACGACGCUCGUCCGCUCGGGCUUCGACGUCGCCGACCCCACCAGCUACUUUGAGCGCGUCGAGCUUCUGCUCCGCCGCUCCCUCGGCGUCUCGUCCUCUGCGCGCGCCGAGGACAAGGUCAAGCCCGCGCCUCCUACCGCCGCCAACCCCCUCCCUGAGGACACGGAGCACGACAAGGCCGAGAGCAUCCUCGACGGCGUCGAGUUUGGCUCCAGCGACGACAAGGAGGGCGAGGCCGACGAGUGGCUCGACUGGAACAAGUUCAAGGCUUCGAUGGACGACGACACUGUCCACGACGAGCUCUAAGUGAGGAAGAAGAAGUAGCAUCAUUCAUCAUGCAUCGAUAUCAAUCUUGCGCCAACCACUACUAUGUGCCGUACUAUUCUCACACAUUACUGACUUAGCGACGGUCACGCCCGCCGUCGUCAAACCGCCGCCUGGGAGGCGAGCGGUCGUCGUCGAAUCGGCGGCGCGGUGGCGAGCGACGUUGAUGAGGGGGAGGGUCGCGGCGCGCGCCAGGUCCGGCACCGGGCACCUGAGCCAGGCGGCUGGGAUGCACUGGGACCUGUGCCAUGCGACUGGGGUGCACUGGAGGCGCCGCGGCACGGGGCGGGCUCUGCUCUCGAGCGCGGGGUGG
Vanrija pseudolonga is the source of this 2706-nucleotide messenger RNA. It is a transcript of the gene HSP90B1, whose product is annotated as Endoplasmin. The coding region runs from base 30 to 2375 and encodes 781 amino acids. Gene Ontology annotation, cellular component: perinuclear region of cytoplasm; endoplasmic reticulum. NCBI's taxonomy places the organism in Eukaryota, Fungi, Basidiomycota, Tremellomycetes, Trichosporonales, Trichosporonaceae. The transcript is spliced from 7 exons. Gene Ontology annotation, biological process: protein folding. Gene Ontology annotation, molecular function: ATP binding; ATP hydrolysis activity; ATP-dependent protein folding chaperone. The record is from RefSeq and is a predicted model, not a curated record.